Molecule: messenger RNA, 1480 nt
Organism: Folsomia candida
Lineage: Eukaryota; Metazoa; Arthropoda; Collembola; Entomobryomorpha; Isotomidae
Product: regucalcin
Exons: 3
Coding region: 443-1402 (319 amino acids)
Biological process (GO): L-ascorbic acid biosynthetic process
Molecular function (GO): gluconolactonase activity; calcium ion binding
Source: RefSeq, a predicted model, not a curated record
CGGAAGCAUAAAAUAUACCCGGGUAUUUUAUACUCAGUGUUUGACUGUGAAAUUAUGUAUGUGUUUUCUUUCAUUACACAAUUCACAUGCAGUCUCACAUCAUUUUAUUAUUUUAACCUUGGCUGUAGCAAAAACCGACUGCAUACACAGUUUGUAAAAAAUAAUGGGAUAAAAAAAGCUGCUGGACACUUGUUGUAUGUACAUCUAUUUACAAACAGUUGAGAUUAAAAUCAAUUAUAUUUGCCACUUUAACCACAGCUCGUGACCUUCAAAUCUAUGUAGCAAACCAGCAGAUUUGCAUGUUCAUUUUACAAGAUUCCAACCUGCCAAGUUUAUAUUUAUUUAAUUAAGUUACAUAAAUAUCACACACAAUUAAUCGAUUGUCCAAACCACACUCUCAAUCUUGUGGUCUCGUAACUCAUAAAAUUUUACGAAAUUAGAAAUGGCAUACAAAGUGGGACUAGCUUCGGACGACGCCGUUUUAUUCGGAGAAUCUCCUCUGUGGGACAAUAGAAGGGGACAACUCGUACUUACCGACUGUUUCGGGAAACAUGUCAGCAUUUUUGAUCCUGUGACGAGAAAAAUCACCUCGAAAGAAGUCAAGCCAGUGGAUGAAGAGAUAAUAUACACCGUAAUUUCCAUUCCAUACGCAUCUUCAACGAACAAAUUUUUGGUUACACUUUCCUCUGGAAAAUUGGUAGAAUUCGAUUGGGAUCAGAAUGCCAUAACGAAGGUCUUGUACGAUUGUAAAAAUCCACUAAUUAGCUACAAUGAUGGCAAGUGUGACAGCAAAGGGAGGCUGUGGACGGGAAGUGGGAGAAUUGAGGAUUUGGGCAAGUUGACUAUGACUAAAGACAAAGGCGAAGUUUACAAACUUUCAAAGUCGAGUACAACUCAAGGGAUGUUGGAUUCUUUUACGGAAACUGGAAAUUUUGACUUGCCGAAUGGACUUGGCUUUAACAAAGAGCAGACAAAACUCUUUUGGAAUGACUUAACUGGCAGAGUGAUCAAUUUGUUUGACUUUGAUGCCAAUAAUGGAAAGUUGGGAAACCGAAAGUUAUUUUUUGAUUUUAAAGACCACUCCGAACUUGACGGUUCAUAUCCGGACGGAUUAUGUCUCGAUGUUAGUGGCAAUGUUUGGGUGGCUUGUUGGAAGGGAGCAUGUGUUAUUAAAAUUGACGGGUCAAAUGGGAAAUUGUUGGAGAAAAUUGGGGUACCAGUGCACAAUACGACGUCCGUAGCGUUUGGGGGGACAAAUUACGACCGCCUGUAUGUCACCACAACUUCCAUUGAACUAGAUAAAAGCCUUGUGGAUGAGCCAGAUACUGGAAAAAUAUUCGAGAUCAGUUGUCCAGGAGAUUCCUCGUUCAAAGGUUUUCAGGAAUGUUUCCUUGAUGUGUAAAAAUGUUAUCUUGUUACAGCAGUGGUUUUUUGAGAUUGGUUGUUUUUAAUGUGAAUAAAAGUUUUAUCGAACAAUUUA